AUCAUUUCAUCAACAAAAUUUAUCAGAGAAUUCCUUUGUCCAAAAAAUUAAGAAAAUUGGUACUUAAGAUGGCAUAUUAUGGUGGUGGAGGGGGCUAUAGGCCGCCUAAGGUAAACUAUCUUCCUAACAUUGAUUCAAAUUUGCUGGCUACGGUCCGAGAUGAGAUGAAUCGAAAAGAAGAAGAGAAGAGAGAACAACAAAGGAAAAGAGAGGCCGAUAGCAGAAAAGUUGCCUAUUAUCUUACACAGCUACAGGCUAUGGUUAGAGAACUACCUGGGAACUCCAAGAGUAAACUGACCUUUGACAUACUUUCUGCAAUUGCAACAUCUCUUCUUGAUGGAACUGUGUUUGACAUUGUCAGAGGUCUAGAAGAUAUUCAACAGCUCACUGAAAGAAACCUGCUGAACAAGAGAAUGAAGCUUGUCAAUUCACAUAAGGCUCAGAGAAUGGAAAUGACCAAAAGACACAAUAAAAGCAUUGAAGAUUGUCAACAAAGACCUCACAAUUUACCAGUGGUUGAAAGAGACAAUUUAGAAGAAAAACAGAAACUAGAGGCAAAGCUUGACAACGAGAUGAUGCAGUUGGAUCAAAAAUUAGUCCUGGAAUUAGACCAGAUUGUCUGCGACCAACAAGCAACUUUUGAGAGAGCAGGGGUACCUUUGUUUUUCGUCACAAAUAAUCCAGAGGACACAAGAAUUCAAAUGCACAUCUUGGAAUUUAUACAGAGACUAAUGCCCUCGAGCUAAAGAGAUUUUACUUGGCCCAUGUAAAAAAGUUGUAACAAAUUAUUAGUGACUAACAGUCAAAGAAAAACAAAAGAAAACAAUGGAAUUAUUAUCUAUGCCAAUGCAUUAUGCUUACAUUUUUUUCAAGGGCAUAGUAAAAUUGCUUUAGAAAUAUAAAUGACUAAAAAAUUCAAAUUAACACAAAAAUAGAUUGUCUUUUAUUUCAAGUACGAUAAUGUAAGGUGACAUUAUUGUUAAAUACAAAUAUUGCAAGCUGGUACUAUAUAAUGGUUGUGAUAUAUUCAUUUUAUCCUACAAUACUGUAAAAACAGCCAAAUUGUAUAUUUGGGGGUAUUCCAGUGCUGUUUUUUUUUUUUUUUUGCAUCAAGCGUCGUUAUCUUCCAUUUUAUAACUAAAUGCCUCAGUAUUUUGUGUAGUAUACAAUAGUUAUGCAAUGCUUUAUUAUGGCACACCCUGGAAUAUCCCAUUUGUCGCUUGUAUUUUCAUAGUAUGCUAUGGAAUAUUCCAUGGUAGGAUACUCUAAUUACUGUAUUAUAUAUUGUAUAUUAUUUUUAAAUUGUAAAAAUUAUUGUAAACUAAUAAACUAAAUCAUUGUAAAUCUAACUCCCUAGAUGAGCUUCCUAGUUCUUGUAGAGAAUGAGGAAAAAAUAUAGUUAAAUAAAGAAGCAAAAUAAUUAUUAACAAGUCAAAGCAUAAGAACGGCUUUAUGCGAGAUAGGAUACAAUGACAGAUAAAUAAAGAAAACAAAAGAAUAUGCCCAAAUUAAGAAAAACAGUCUAUUAUAUGGAUUUCCAAUGCUUUGGUUUUUAAAAUAAGAACAUUUUACGAAUAUGAAAGUUAUAGAAGCAGACUAAAAGGAGUUUGUCUAACUACGUAAACGUAGCAAAUUUUUGGCAUAAAAUAAAAUUUCAAGAAAUUAUAAAUAUUUGCAUGUGACGUUAAAGCAACUUGAUCUGGGGGACAAAACAAAAGAAUUCCAAUCUCCUGAGAAUUGGAACCUAUUGUUUUGUCCCACAGAUUGAGCUGUAUUCCAAAGUGCUGCAAUGGGUCUAUAGACUUUUUAUCUGGGCAAAGAGUGAUUUUAUUUGGCUUGUGAAAUAAUGUUGUAUAAUUAGUAACUAACAGUCCAAGUAAAGCCAAAAAAAGCAAAGGAAUCAGUGUCUACUAAUUUGUAUUACUUUGAUUAUUCUUUCACGGUAUGAGAAUAAAUUUCUUUGUUUAAGUUCUAUCCAUAUUCUCAAAAAUAAUGCAACUGUUAAACAAAAAGUAAUACCUGUUGAUACCUUAGAAAAUGGCGUGGUUUGAAAUGGGAAAAUAUUGUGCCUAAGCUAAAAAGCUUUAUUAGUACAGAUUUUUAAUGCUUAUUUGAUUCUCCAGGCUCUAAUAACAUAACUUACACCUUCUUUAGCUACAUGUACUGAAUUAUGUAGUUCUAAUAAAAUAAUUUUAUUAAUAA
Actinia tenebrosa (Australian red waratah sea anemone) is the source of this 2202-nucleotide messenger RNA. Its product is annotated as protein DGCR6. The record is from RefSeq and is a predicted model, not a curated record. Lineage: Eukaryota; Metazoa; Cnidaria; Anthozoa; Actiniaria; Actiniidae.